This is a messenger RNA of Hemiscyllium ocellatum (epaulette shark), 2258 nucleotides long. Its product is annotated as annexin A5-like. The transcript is spliced from 13 exons. The coding region runs from base 109 to 1080 and encodes 323 amino acids. Gene Ontology annotation, cellular component: cytoplasm. Gene Ontology annotation, molecular function: calcium-dependent phospholipid binding; calcium ion binding. Lineage: Eukaryota; Metazoa; Chordata; Chondrichthyes; Orectolobiformes; Hemiscylliidae. The record is from RefSeq and is a predicted model, not a curated record.
UUCCCUCGAGAAAAGGCAGGCCUUUGCUGUAGUGUUUUCUUUAAUGAGCUACACAGCCUAGUUUUGUUUUUCCAUAGCCGCCCUUGAAGCAGAUUUUUCGAGUGAACCAUGGCAGCCAAAGGCGUGGGAAGGACCCGUGGUACAGUCUGUGACUAUCCAGAUUUUGAUGCCAGCCAAGAUGCUGAGGUGCUUCACAAGGCUAUGAAAGGAUUUGGCACUGAUGAGGAUGUCAUAUUGGAUAUACUGGCUCAGCGAAGUAACAAUCAAAGGCAGCAGAUCAUUCGUGCCUAUAAAACUGUAGUUGGAAAAGACUUGAUGGAUGAUUUGAAAUCUGAGCUGUCUGGGAAGUUUGAAUCCCUGAUUGUUGCCCUCCUCCUUCCUCCAGCACGCUACGAUGCCAAGGAAUUGCAUGAUGCUCUCAAGGGUGCUGGAACAUCUGAGGAUGUCUUGAUUGAAAUCUUAGCAUCUCGCAACAAUGCACAAAUCCAACAGAUUGUCCAAGUUUAUAAAGAAGACUUUGAAUCUGAUUUGGAGGAGGAUAUCUGCUCCGAUACAUCCAGUUACUUUCAACGUGUUCUGGUUUCUUUAGUUCAGGGUAACCGUGAUGAAGGGGGUGCAGAUGCUUCUCAAGCAGAAGAUGAUGCUAAGGCUCUCUAUGAAGCUGGUGAAAAUGCAUGGGGCACAGAUGAAGAAAAAUUCAUUGCUAUUCUCUGUUCAAGGAGUGUUCCUCACUUAUUAGCAGUCUUUGACGAGUAUCAGAAAGUGUAUGACAUUGACCUCGAAGAUAGCAUCGGCAGUGAAUGUUCUGGCAGUCUGCAGCAAGUUAUGUUGGCCAUUGUCAAAUGUGUGAAGAAUACCUCAGCCUAUUUUGCAGAAAAGCUUUAUAAUGCAAUGAAGGGUGCUGGAACAGAUGACAACACUCUGAUGCGAAUUAUGGUGUCUCGAUCUGAAGUUGACCUGGUGGAAAUCAAAGCUAUUUAUAAAGCAAAAUAUGAGCACACCCUUCAUUCUUCAAUUGAGGGAGAUACAGGUGGGGACUAUAGAGAUACCCUUGUGAAACUGUGUGGUGGCGAUGAUUGAUGGAUAGAUAUUUUGGCUUUUCUCUCCAGAUCUGCAAAUGGACCACAAGGCAAAUGUUUCUAAUUGUCAUUUUUUAAUAGCUUAAGCCAACAAUCCUCUGUAUAGCUACACUAGUUGCAACAAAUGGAUUAUGGCUCCACUAUAAUAUUGAGGAUGCAAUUGUAUACAUUAAAUGCAAGAUUUGCUUUUUAAAGUCAUUGCUCAUGGAGUGUCUCCAUCCACAUUUACUUCAUGUAAUUCCUGCCAUCUAAAUGAAGCCCACUCCAUGAGUUGAAAAAGACAUACUUUGGAUGAUGAAUGGAAAGAUAUCCUUUUUAGUGUAAUCCAUCUAGUUUGUUUUUGCAUUUCACUAAACAAUGCAGACAGCAAAUUAACAAGGCGUUCAUUUGACUUGACUGUGACUAAACCCACACAUGCUGUUUUCUAAUUAGUCUUUGGAUAUACACUCCAUUUGCAUGUUUAAUCUAAUCUUGUAUCAAAAAUAUUAUGUACACAAACCUAACUGUGGAAAUGUUUGAUCUCCAUGCCAAUAAACUGAAGCUCCACCAUUUUUCAAUGGUGGAGUUGUUUCUGUCCUAUAGAAUCCAUAAAUGAAGAAACAUUGCUGCAUAUGAAAGGAACCUCUGAAUAAUUUAGUUCAGAAUAGACUGGACUGUUUAAACCAGCACUAGAUUGCAUUUUCCUCCGCUAGCUUUUUUUUCCUUCCACUGAAGAUGAUGACAUUAAACACUAAUUCCUCUGGUCUUAUGGGGUUCCUAUCCCAGCAAGUUUAAAAUUACUCACAGAAUUUCAUUCCUUGUACAAAUCUACCUAAUUUAUCAAAUGAUAAUACAAAAUAUUGCAAUAUUGGUUAUUUAAGUCUAUACUGGACACUCUCAAUGGCUGUCAAUCCUGGUCAAAGUCACUCCUGUUCUGUAUAAUGCCAUGGAGUUGUGAAGUUUCCUAUGGAAGGUGCAAACUGUGUGGAAGUGUAAACAAUGAAGUCAUGGAUUUAGUGUAUGCCCAAGAAUAACUGGCUGAGAUUCAUUUUUGCUGGUUCCAUGUUUUCAUUCUCCUAUUAUGCCAUUAAUGUUUUUCAUAUCAAAUGUCCAAAGUUGGUUAUUCCUUGAGCUUAGAAUGUAUACAACUCAUACCUUGUAAUGGUGCUCCUAGAGAAAUAAAAUUCAUCUGGAAAAUUA